Magnolia sinica is the source of this 899-nucleotide messenger RNA. Its product is annotated as stem-specific protein TSJT1-like. The transcript is spliced from 4 exons. NCBI's taxonomy places the organism in Eukaryota, Viridiplantae, Streptophyta, Magnoliopsida, Magnoliales, Magnoliaceae. The record is from RefSeq and is a predicted model, not a curated record. Bases 45 to 806 code for a protein of 253 amino acids.
ACAGAAUUCCUUUCUCGCCGAAAAUUUCAAAGGCUUGUCGGAAAAUGUUGGCGGUUUUCGAGAAAUCGAUCGGAAAUCCGCCGGCGGAGCUGAGAAUUCCGUCGGACCCGCAAGAGAAGCCGAAGACCCGAGUAGAAACGGCGGAGAUGUUCCGGUCUUCGUGGCCCGGUAGCACGUUUUACAACCUUUGUAACGGGAAUUUCAUGGCCCUCUCACAUGCAAAUGAAAAUCCAUUGCACCCAAGGUCGAUCGUCGUGAUGGAUGAUGUGUUUUGCAUCUUUGUCGGAAAUCUAGAGAACGUUUGCGACCUUAGACGACAUUACGGGCUUUCUCGGCACACAACAGAAGCAAUGCUAGUGGUGGAAGUGUUUCGAGUUCUCCGCGACCGGGCACCUUACCCUUCUGAUCAAGUCAUCAAAGACCUCGCUGGCAAGUUCGCAUUCGUCCUCUUCGAUGCCAAGAAUGGUACUCUCUUCAUAGCCAGGGAUCGAGAGGGAGGCAUUAAGCUCCAAUGGGGCAUAGCCGGCGACGAAUCAUUAGUAUGUUCUGAUGACCCGAAGAUCAUGUCGGCGGUGUGCGGAAAGUCGUACGCCCCAUUUCCACCAGGGUGCAUUUUCUUGAAUGGGAGUGGAUUGGCGAGCUUCGAUCAUCCUCUAUAUAAGGUUAGGGCGAUCACACGCGAAGACGAUGAUGGCCAUGUGUGUGGGGUUAUCUUCCAAGUAGACCUCUACGUGCGACGGCCGAGCAUCCCGCGUGUAGGCAGCGCCACGAACUGGGCCGACGCCACUCUUGUGAAGGGAGAAUAGGGUUGGGAUCGAAGAUCGGUGGAUCGUCUCAGCGCCAUGGAUACAAGUAGUCAAAUGCAUGCAAGGUGACAAGCAUAUAUAUAAAUAUAUAUC